Necator americanus (New World hookworm) is the source of this 462-nucleotide messenger RNA. RefSeq lists its product as uncharacterized. NCBI's taxonomy places the organism in Eukaryota, Metazoa, Nematoda, Chromadorea, Rhabditida, Ancylostomatidae. The record is from RefSeq and is a predicted model, not a curated record. The transcript has a single exon. The coding region runs from base 1 to 462 and encodes 153 amino acids.
AUGGGAAAGUUGGAAUGGGACGACAUGGGAGUGAAGGUUGAUGGUCGGCAGCUACACCAUUUGCGCUUUGCUGAUGACAUCGUACUGAUAACACCUAGCAUCAGCCAAGCGGAACGAAUGCUGACCGAAUUCAACGAAACAUGUGGAUGCAUCGGUCUUCAGGUGAAUCUACAAAAGACGAUGUUCAUGCGGAACGGAUGGAUCUCGGAUGCCCCAUUCACGCUCAACGGAACGAGAAUAUCCGAAUGGAACAGCUAUGUUUAUCUGGGUCGGAAAAUGAACAUAAACGACCUGACCCCCGAGCUGGACAGGAGGAGACGAGCGGCUUGGGGAGCGUAUAAGAGCAUCGAGGAUGUAGUGAAGAAGACCAGGAACACCCUGUUCCGUGCUCACCUCUUCAACACCACUGUACUUCCUGCUUUGACCUAUGCUUCGGAAACCUGGACAUUUCGCAAGCAUUAA